Aspergillus wentii DTO 134E9 is the source of this 1086-nucleotide messenger RNA. RefSeq lists its product as uncharacterized. Gene Ontology annotation, biological process: protein phosphorylation; regulation of mRNA processing; spliceosomal complex assembly. Bases 1 to 1086 code for a protein of 361 amino acids. The record is from RefSeq and is a predicted model, not a curated record. Lineage: Eukaryota; Fungi; Ascomycota; Eurotiomycetes; Eurotiales; Aspergillaceae. Gene Ontology annotation, molecular function: ATP binding; protein kinase activity. The transcript has 6 exons.
AUGAUAGCGUCGUCGACGCUAGUCCCGACAGCUCCUCGCCCAUUCCCCACUUCUGGGUUUGAGAUGAUUGACUCUACAGAAAUGAUAGAAGAGGAAACGCUGCCUACAUAUUCCGCCGAAAAGUAUUAUCCUGUCCACAUUGGCGAGGUGCUCGAUGAUCGAUAUCAAGUACUCGCAAAACAGGGAUAUGGCGUAACAUCUACCGUUUGGCUUUCUCGUGAUCUGGACGUGUACGACCGCAUCAAUUCAGCCAAAACAGACCAUCUGGGCAGGACUUUUAUCCGCAAACUAUUAGAUCAUUUCUACAUUCAAGGCCCUCAUGGCCGCCACAUCUGCCUUGUCCAUCAAGCCCUUGGACUUAGUGUGGAUCAAUUUCUGUGUUUUCUUGACGGGCAGGUAAUGGGCCUGAAAGACCUCAAACCAUUCCUUCGACAACUUUUAGGAGUCUUGGGUUUUCUUCACACCGAAGCCCAUAUCAUUCAUACCGCCCAUGAGCCGGGAUUCUCUGGUAUCGAGGAAGGCGAAAUGGAGUACCCUUCACCCAGAAAGAUCCUUGACAGCCAAAUAAUCCACACAAGCCAGAUCCCCAUUCCAGGUAAUGGCUUGCCACUACUUAGUGACUUUGGUGAAGCUCGAUUCAUAGGCAAGAAACACGAUGAUGAUAUCAUGCCGAAUGUAUACAGGGCACCUGAGGUUGCGCUGAAAAUGGACUGGGAUUGUAAGGUUGAUGUGUGGAAUGUUGCUAUGGUGGCCUGGGAUAUCGACGACAUAUUCGAUGAUCGAGUUCAUCUCGCGGAAAUGAUUGCAAUUCUGGGUGCCCCGCCAGUUAAAUUUCUCAAACAGAGCAGAGUUCAUUCUGUAUUCUGGGAUGAUGAAGGUAAAUGGAAAGAUCUGGCACCAAUCCCUGAUAUAAAACUCGAGGGACUGGCAAGUGAUAUCAAAGGAGACAAUAAAGAGGGCUUUCUACGUUUCAUGCGAAAAGCAUUGAUGUGGAAGAGUGAAGAUCGACCAACGGCUAGAGAACUCAUGUUUGAUGAGUGGUUGAUGGAGGGGUUGGAUCUUAGCAAGAAGGUCAACCAGACGUAA